Molecule: messenger RNA, 2438 nt
Organism: Puntigrus tetrazona (Sumatra barb)
Lineage: Eukaryota; Metazoa; Chordata; Actinopteri; Cypriniformes; Cyprinidae
Product: glutamate-rich protein 6
Exons: 12
Coding region: 451-1839 (462 amino acids)
Source: RefSeq, a predicted model, not a curated record
GUUUUCAGUCGCCAUGACGUGCAAUGCUGCUCUCACACUACACACGUGUUUUCACGAAAAUGCAUAGCAAAGAAAACAGACACACCGACAGAGAAGACAGAUCACGUUGCUUCUGAUACUAAACAAGAUAUGCCUAAACGCUAUACGGUCUCCCACGGCGUUUGAUAUUACUGGCUGGACAACUCCCCCCAAGAGCUCUCAAAUAUCCAUGGAUACUAUCAACACGGCGCUGGGUAAAUACCUUCAGUGCACUGCUGUGGAACAAUCCACAGUCUUAAAAACAGUCUAAACAUUCCUCACCUCGGGUUUGAUCAUCAUUCAGAAGAUAAAAUGUGAAAGAGGAAUGAAAUGCAUCCCAUUUUACAUAUUCUCUACUCGAGGAGUUGACGAGUAGCUGCAGGUAAAAUAUAAUCCAGAUCGACGGAAUGGUGAACACAUGCUCCCAGGAAUAUGGAAAAUCAAAAGAGGACGUUUCAGCAAGAUGCUGAUUGGACGGCGACGGAUUCAGAGAUGGAGCAGGAGUGUUUCCAGACAUUGGGAUCCUCACCAGAUCUCUGUCGUGGCCUUCCAGGAUUUUUAAGAUACAAAAGAGAGUCCCAGGAAAGGACGUACAGUCCACAGCCCCAACAGCUACUGGACUCUCCGAUAUGCUGUCAGUUCUGCGGUUCGAGAGCUUGGCCGCCUCUGGAUCCAGUUUAUGUAGAAACACGAGAGGACUUCUGCUGUGAGAACUACAGAGAGCUGUUUGAGAUUGUGGUCCAUGAAAAGCGUCUAGCUAUGAAACGUUUUGAUACAAAGCUUAAUGGACCUGCUCGACUAGAUGACCCUUUCAUUACUGACGACGAAGAACUACAAUAUAAAGCACAAGAAAGAGGAAAACACAGUUUCAGACAGCAGCAAAGAGAGAUGCAGAGAUAUGAAAGAGAUGCUCAUUCCAGUUUAUUGGCAUCACACAGCAAUGUGCCCCAUGAUAAAACAGUCAUCAGUUUUCGGCUCUCUAACUGUCCACCCAAUGAGAAAGUUAAAGAGUACAUGAAUGUGGACGAGGCCUCUGGACAAUGGACACAUGUGUCCUCUGAUCUGGGGUCAAUUCAUUUCGGUUUAACUCAUCACCAGCACAAUUCAGGUUUCUUGGAGAAGUACUACUCUAACGGAGAUAAAUUUCUCACUGUGUUUCCAGAUGCUUCUGCACAAGUUUUCUAUCCCUCAGGAAACUUGGCUGUCAUCAUUCUGAGCAGUAAGAAGGAAAGGAUCUGUAUUGUACAUGAUGAUACGCCGUCUCCUCUCUGUCCAGUCAGAGCCCUCUUUCAGUCUAACGGCAGAGCCACUUGUUACCAUAGCAACGGCAGCAUUUGGUUGAGUAUGGAUGCUUGGGGUGGGCGGAGUCUAGAUGAAGGCGGGAGAAGGAUGAGAUCAUGGAGCUGGACGGACCAGGCUCAAACACCAACACCCCUGAGACCACUCUUUCUGUCACUCAACAGAAACGUAGGGGUGCGAGUUCUUGGGCAACAGUUGGUGUUUGUGUCAUUUCUUGCUUCUGGACAGCAAGCCAGAUUCAAAGUAGGGAGCUGUGAGCUGUCCAAAGAACACAACAUACCUCCUCAAGUCCUCAUGUGUAAAGAGGAACUGGUACUUUUGGCAUGCAGGGUAAGCACCCACAUGGCUCUGAUACGGUUACAGCAGUGCCUAGCCUUCCCAUCCAGCCCAACACACCUGCGGGUCAGACCUCCACCUUUCCUCCACUCGCUGGUACGAAGGUUAAGGAGUUUAAGCCACAGAGUACAGAUGGAAGAGCCAGACAAAGCCUUCAUCCAGAGCUGUCUGCAGGCCUGUCCAUGAACCCACAUGCUCGAAAGAAGUAUGCAAAACAUGCUGGAGUAAUUUUACUUGACUAAAGAAUUUUUGCGAUUAAAAAAAAAUAUUCUCAAACACGGCAGCUUCACUCAACCAGCUAGAAACAGUUAAAAAAAAAUCUGCAUAGGGAGUUAUUUCGCUCUUACACUAACAUCCAAAGCAAUGAGUCUCAGCCAUGUUGGCAUAUGGUCUGCCUCAGUGACAGUUAUGUUGUUAAAUAAAAAGUUGAUUGAUAGGUGAUCAGGCCAAUCGUAAUGCUGAAUCUUGACAAUUUGUCGAACCAGACAUGACUGUAGUUACCUUCUGGUGUUCAGUGAAAAUCGUGCAUUUCAAUAAUCAAAAGCCUUCAUUACACAAAAAAACCAUUUGAAUCUCAGUUCAGAAUAGGAUUCUAGAUGCUGAUAAGCACAUAAGACUCUUCACCUGAAGUGAUCUGGGUAAGACCAGAAAUAGACCCUAUUCUGGACUAGGUUAAUGACAUUACACGACAAAUGGGUGAACAGUUACACUUCACAGCAUGUUUAAUAAAAAAUAAAAGCCAUUUUCUAGUGGUAAAUGGCUAAUAGUAUGAUUUCAAUCCUUGA